This is a messenger RNA of Macrobrachium nipponense, 1450 nucleotides long. It is a transcript of the gene Trmt61, whose product is annotated as tRNA (adenine(58)-N(1))-methyltransferase catalytic subunit TRMT61A-like. Gene Ontology annotation, biological process: tRNA methylation. NCBI's taxonomy places the organism in Eukaryota, Metazoa, Arthropoda, Malacostraca, Decapoda, Palaemonidae. The record is from RefSeq and is a predicted model, not a curated record. The transcript has 7 exons. Gene Ontology annotation, molecular function: tRNA (adenine(58)-N1)-methyltransferase activity. Gene Ontology annotation, cellular component: nucleus; tRNA (m1A) methyltransferase complex. Bases 150 to 1310 code for a protein of 386 amino acids.
UUUGUCAAUGUCAAGAAGUUUCCUAGUUCCUGAAGUGAAGUUGAACAUCUAUUGUUUAUCAUUAGCAAAUUCAGUGACUUUCAGUAUCUCUGGUUAUAGUUUGGGUUAAUAUACGUCUUUGAAAGUUACGUAAAGGUACUGUUCUAGCCAUGAGUUUUAGCAGUUUUAAAAAACUCAUAGAAGUUGGAGACACUGUUAUCCUUUAUAUAUCAGUUAAUCAUCUGUAUGCAAUAGAGGUCAAACCCAAACUAAUAAACAAAAAUGGCAUUGAGAUUGACAAUGUGUUCCAGACUCGUUAUGGCUGCCUAACAGUGGCAGAUCUUGUUGGUAAACCAUUUGGCUCAAAGAUCAUUCUUCCAAAAGGCUGGGUUCAUGUCUUAUACCCAACUCCUGAACUUUGGACAGUCACUUUACCACACAGAACACAAAUCCUGUAUACCCCUGAUAUAUCUAUGGUUAUAACACAACUGGAGAUAGGGCCAGGCUCAGUUGUUUGUGAAGCUGGCACCGGAAGUGGAUCCUUGUCACAUGCUCUGUUAAGAGCAAUAGGUUCAACUGGAAAGUUGCACACCUGUGAUUUUCACAAAGAACGUGUUCAGGCAGCUCUUGAUGAGUUCACUCGCCAUGGCUUUGGUGAUCGGGUGACGUUAUCCCAUCGAGAUGUUUGCGUUGAUGGUUUAGGAGUUGAAGGUGUGGCUGAUGCAGUCUUUCUUGACUUGCCCAAGCCCUGGGAAGCCCUGCCCCACGCUGUGUCAGCAAUGAAAAUUGACGGUGGAAGAAUAUGCUCGUUUUCUCCUUGUAUUGAACAGGUUUGCCGUACUUGUGAAACUAUGUCGGCCCUAGGCUUGAGGGAAAUCACCACCAUGGAGUGCCUGGCACGAGAAUUUCAAGUCAAGAAUAUUAAUCUUCCUGUGAUACCAAGUAGCAAAGAUGUUGAUCUUGAAGGAGAUAAGAAGACAGAAAAAUUCAAGAAAAUCAAACUAGAUAACGAAGCCACAGACAAUGUUGAAAUGUCUGCUGAAAUUAGCACAUCUGAUGAGAUGUUGGUUGAAGAAACCUCCAACAAAAAUCUUGAAGCAAAAAGCAGCGAAUCAGCAAGACCGAACCUUUCAAAGGAAUACAAAGAAGUAAAGUUUCUAUCAGGCAUCACUAAUUUGAAAAUGCCAGGUCACACAGGCUAUCUUACGUUUGCAACGGUGCCUCCGGGAUUGAGAAGAACCAUUAUAGCAAGUAAUUGUCCUGAGGUUGUUGAAGACAAAUUAAGUGAAGAUGCACCUCCAACAGAUGAAGCCGAGGUGCAAGCCCUCUGAAAAUCUAUUUUUCUACAGUGUUUUCCAUUUCUAAGAAGAAUGAUUUGCAUCGCUCACACUUUUGUUAUUGACAGCAGAUUAUAUUUAUGUAUAAUGAUAAAGAAAUUUAGGCUAAGAUUUCAAAUAUACUCUACUAUAAA